AUGGUCUAUCACAAUGAAACUACCAUCUGUGCUAAUUGUUUAGGUCCGUUUGUCGACGCCGAAACUUCCCCUGAGCUCUCUACCGCGCCUGACACAUGGCACCCAGACGACACCGACAGGACAGGUCCCCAGAUUCCCAAUUAUGACCAGUCCGAAUUCGACACUAUGAGAUUCGAAGGUCGCUUGACACUACCUGGAAUUGUUGCAGGGGCGCUUCAUUGGUCUCUUGAUACUUCAGGAGGUAAUGUUUCACGCAUGAGUCACGUCCCUGAGCAUUUGCUGACAGAGCAGAUCAACGAAAUUACGGCAGCCAGAAAUGCCGCUUCUACUCCAACUCUCGAUUCGCGACCCUCUUCGCCUCACACACCUGAGCCUAUACUCCAAGGUCCCCUUCCGGAUACGGCACUACCCAGUACACCUCUUCCCUCCUACAGUCAAGCCAUCUCUCACCCUCCUCCACCCAGCUUUCUGACGCCCGAGAUGAUUCAAAUCAACAUCAACUACCGCUUGCUGAAACGUCUGUCCGACUGGACUCACCACUUAAGAUGGCAACUCGUGCCUUUGGAA
Molecule: messenger RNA, 567 nt
Organism: Aureobasidium pullulans EXF-150
Lineage: Eukaryota; Fungi; Ascomycota; Dothideomycetes; Dothideales; Saccotheciaceae
Exons: 1
Source: RefSeq, a predicted model, not a curated record